CAUCCAUAUAUUGAAGGCUAAAUUGGAUAAUGUAAAGUGUGGAUAGAACAAAAUGAGAGAGAAAAAUUGGUGCCUAUUCGGUGCGCAGGGCAGCGGGUAAAACCCGUAAAAAUACGAGAAGAGCAAAAAGUACCGACAUUCAUUUUCGCGACCAUCGUCCCGCUGUCUUCCGCUGUGCACCAGCAUUCCUGAGCUUCGACCCCAUAAAUCAACCGGAAAAAUUACUAAAAUAAGAAAGACAAAUGCAUAAAACAGCGCAGGCGUGGUUUACCGGAGUCCCGAGCAACGAUCUGGACAAAAAGCCGCCGUCACUGCUAGCGGACUGGAACGCGUACGCUGCCUCAAAGGACGAUGAAGCCUCGUCAAGUCUUGGCUUUGAUCUUGAAGCUGCCGUUCGUACAGCCAACGACAAGGUCACUGGGACUUUUAGCGUGGUCUCUCAAGGAGUUAGAGAUUUACCAGGAAACUUUCCGUCUGCGACGAGUAAUGUUCCUUCAGGAAAGGCUCUUAUGUACUUUGGGCUAUUCCUUGGCGCUGGAGUAUUUUUCAUCUUCUUGGCUUUCACCAUGUUUCUUCCUGUCAUGGUCAUAAUGCCUCAAAAGUUUGCUAUUUGCUUUACUAUUGGGUGCUCUUUCAUUAUUGGCUCAUUCUUUGCCCUCAAAGGUCCAAAAAAUCAACUUUCACACAUGCUAUCAAAGGAGAGGCUUCCAUUUACAGUCGGUUUCAUUGGCAGCAUGGUGGGGACAAUAUAUUUUUCAAUGGUCAUGAAGAGUUAUAUUCUUUGUGUGGUCUUCUCAGUGGUGCAGGUUCUUGCUCUAUCAUAUUAUGCGAUCUCCUACUUCCCCGGAGGCUCAACAGGAUUGAAAUUCCUUUCUUCCACCCUUGUAUCUUCCAUACUAAGAUGUUUCGGAAGGUGACAGUUGUACGUAUACUAUUAACCUUUGGCACAUCCAUAACGAGAGCAUGGAUUCCUCCAUGCCUAAUUAAUGUAUCGGUGGUCAAUCACAUUGACACCUGUUUUGUCAUGGGAGUUGAAAUUUGUGUAAACUGCGGCUUUAACAUGACCUAUUCAAGUUCAUUUCCAAAACUGGGAGUGUUGUGCCAAUUUUGGUUAAAUUUGGCCUCCAUCCGGACAUCCUCCAACCCUAGCGUAUUUGUACCUGUGAAUUCACGUUCAGGGAUAAACUACACGGACUAUUUAUUUUUUUUUAAUCCACAUUUGGACAGAAUUUCACAUUCUGAACUUCACAUCCUGAACACGCAUUAUGUACCUUGUGUGCAUAGGUAUUACCAAGAAAAAUU
This is a messenger RNA of Cuscuta epithymum, 1302 nucleotides long. Lineage: Eukaryota; Viridiplantae; Streptophyta; Magnoliopsida; Solanales; Convolvulaceae. The record is from the annotation of a GenBank genome assembly.